Molecule: messenger RNA, 2416 nt
Organism: Temnothorax curvispinosus
Lineage: Eukaryota; Metazoa; Arthropoda; Insecta; Hymenoptera; Formicidae
Exons: 7
Coding region: 1-1719 (572 amino acids)
Source: RefSeq, a predicted model, not a curated record
AUGGCCCUGCGCCUGAGGGGUAGCAAGGAUGUCAAGAAGAGCUUCUAUUACGUCUGGUACCUUGGCGCGAGGGAGGCCAAGGGGGUGGACGCGAUGCCCGGUGCCAUAGCUUAUCUGCUGGAGCGGGAACGACUUCAAGAACCUUUCAAGGUCACACUGCAGGUGAGCAACAAAGGUCUGAAGAUUAUACAAACUGUUCACCCUGGUGGUUCGACAAGGUCGGCGGUGAAGCACUUGGUACCAGGUCACGCGGUCCUGGCAGCCGUGCAGCGGGAGGACAUCGUGGCCGCGACCCUGCUGCUGCCAAAUCCGGCGACCAACAAUCCCGUGCACGUGCACGCAUACAGAUGCGACUCGGUCGAGACCGCCGAAUUGUUAGGUGGCCAGCUGAAAGCGCUGGCGUCACACACCGACAAUUUGGCCAGGGUCACGGCGAGCGAGGGCAGAAUCCGCAGUAAUCUAGGCAGCGAUGGCCGAAGUACCAGAGAGUCCGAGUCUUCCGAAGGUAGCGGUGAGCUCAGACACGACCCGGCCCAAACCACGACCAUUUACGAGUCUUUGGCCGCCGAGUUGCGGGCAAAAUUAGGCAGAGGCAAUUCCGGUGACAAUGACGUCGGCCCGAUAUUACUGCCGCCGCGCGACUACGAUACCGUGCACAGGCACCGCGGCAACCUGGCCGGCAUCGAGUUCAGGCGUUGCCUGAAUCAGACCAUCGUGGGUGGUAGCACGGCCAUCGACAGGGGUGGCACGAGAAGCGCGGCCAGCAGCGGCAUAGGGUCCGAUAGCGCGGCAACGCCACCGCCUUAUCAGACGCAUCAUUCCCUCGGCCCGAGACCGUCCAGACCGUCCAGAGAUUCCUCUUCCGACGACGAUUGGGGUGUGCCAAACGAGGAUAAUGAUUAUCUACCAGAAGUGGAGACAGCUGCGAGUCUGACAUUACCGCGACUACCGCGAAGCCCCGAAAGGCUACCCAAUCAAGUGAACAGAGGAGUUUCGCCGAGCUGUAACAGGAAUCGACGAGCGGCGGAAUUUAGACAGCGAUCGCCGAGUCCUCAAUAUCAGCCCAGGGUCAAUCCCGGUGAGGUGACCAGUCCCAGAGAAAGGUUCCAAGAUGCCAAGGAAAUGUUUAGGGCGAUGGAGAGGGAGGCCAUCGCCAGGCCUGUUCUCUCCAGGCAGAGAGACAUCGAUCAUCAUCCCGUACACAGAGUCCAGUCAGCCAGACAAGUUCACGAAGAUCGACCUGGUCGCCAAUAUCCGGCGAGCAUGAUGAACUCCAUGUCCUCGCACGAGAAUGCAAUCAGACGAAGUCAGCCGGACAAUCUUGAUCGUGAAAAUUUUGUGUCUUACAAGGGUAGACCACGACCCAGGACUCAUCAUUAUGCGAUUGAAUGUCCACCCGAGCCGGAAACUUCGAGGCCGCGGCCAAGGAGCUUCUACGAGAAUCCGCCGGUCGGCAGAGAUUUCAGAGAUCAGAGGAAUCUCGUAGAUCCGAGAGACAUGCGAGAAUUUCGGGAACGUGCGCAGCAUACGCGGGAGUUGCGCGAUAAGUUGCGAACGAGGAGCACGGCGUACCAAGAGCUGUCGGAGCACGAAAGAUAUCCUGGACUCGAUCGCGAAAGUGCCAGACCGCCGUUGGAGAUGAUCCCGACAUCCGGUAGAUACCGUCACAGCUACGCCGAGCCGCCGAGAUUGGGCCUAGCCGCGCUUCAUCCCUACUGAUGCGCUAGCUCGUUUUUUUAAUUGGCGAAUUAUUUAAUGAAUUAACCGAUCUAUCGCGCUAUCGUUAUUAAUCAUGCACUACGCCUUGACCGUUCAGUGUGUUCAUGGCUAAUGGCCUUUAUCCCGCCUCUGCAAUAAAGUGAGGAAGGAGAAAGGAGAUCGAGGACUGCGCGAUAUGGAUAUUUUUAUUUUUCGACUGUGGGAUGCUAACAGGGAACAGUUUCGAUUAACAUUAACAUCAUUCUUCACAACAUUCUGUCGAUCAUUUAAAUUAUAAAAUGCAUGUAAAAAUGGUUUAUUUAAUGUAACUGGUAAAACAAAUUGUUUAUAUAAAAUGCUUAUUAUGAUAUAAAAAAAUUAAAGAAUUUGGAUAGCGCUUUAAGAUGAAGUAUAGACGUAUAUGACUUUGAAGAUUUGCUCAUGUAUCGUGCCACUGAACAGUCAAUGCCGAUUAGAGAUUGUAUAUGUAUAUGUAACGAAAGUAAAAGAAGCUUGUAUAUGUAUUACACUUUCGAUGAAUCCAAUUGACUUUGCGUAUCGUUGUUAUUUAGUACGAACGCAGGAUUUCGUUGAUAGAAUGGUUCUCUGAUUAAAAGAACGAAUUCUAACACGAUCCCGUGUACGUACCAUAUUGUUAUGCGUCAGAUGCCACACUAACAAUAUAAUAAUAAUAGUAACAACACAAUAAUACCGAUAA